Puntigrus tetrazona (Sumatra barb) is the source of this 6171-nucleotide messenger RNA. Its product is annotated as polycomb group RING finger protein 3. Gene Ontology annotation, biological process: regulation of transcription by RNA polymerase II. The coding region runs from base 223 to 975 and encodes 250 amino acids. Gene Ontology annotation, cellular component: PRC1 complex. The record is from RefSeq and is a predicted model, not a curated record. NCBI's taxonomy places the organism in Eukaryota, Metazoa, Chordata, Actinopteri, Cypriniformes, Cyprinidae. The transcript is spliced from 10 exons.
CAGCGGGGCUCUUCAGUGCGCUGUUUCGGCCUGUUUCGGCACUGGCCGGACAUUUUCGCCUCUUUGUUUUACUGAUAGUGGAUUUAACUCGGAUUCAACCCAAUAUCCAGCGGACCGCUCCGGCCAUAAACAGCUGUGUGAAGUGGAGCACAGGAUGCAGAGUUAACACCACCCUGUGUCUCGCAGAAGAAGCCCGGCUGCCAGACCCUCAGCAGUAGACACAUGGCGGCAUUAGGGAACCCCGAGAUGUUAACCAGGAAGAUUAAACUGUGGGACAUCAACGCCCACAUCACCUGUCGUCUGUGCGAGGGGUACCUGAUCGACGCCACCACCGUCACUGAGUGCUUACACACCUUCUGCAGGAGCUGUUUGGUGAAGUACCUAGAAGAGAACAACACGUGUCCCACAUGUCGGAUUGUCAUUCACCAGAGCCAUCCACUGCAGUACAUCGGCCAUGAUCGAACAAUGCAAGAUAUUGUCUAUAAGUUGGUGCCAGGACUGCAAGAAGCGGAGAUGAAGAAACAGAGAGAAUUUUAUCAGAAGUUAGGCAUGGAGGUGCCUGGAGACAUCAAAGGAGAGCUGUGUACUCUGAAAACCCACCUGGACUCGCAGCGCAAUGGUGACCUAAAAUCAGAAGAUCCAGCCAAUAAGGAAGCAGGAGAUGAGAAAGCAGAGGAGGACAAUGACUACCAUCGCAGUGAUGAGCAGGUGAGUAUCUGUCUGGAGUGUAACAGCAGUAAACUCAGAGGACUGAAGCGGAAGUGGAUUCGUUGUUCGGCUCAGGCGACCGUUCUCCAUCUCAAGAAGUUCAUCGCGAAGAAGCUAAACCUGACAUCUUUCAAUGAGCUGGACAUCUUAUGCAAUGAAGAAAUCUUGGGCAAGGACCAUACUUUGAAAUUUGUUGUGGUAACAAGAUGGAGAUUUAAGAAAUCCCCCCUCCUCCUUCAUUACAGACCCAAAAUGGAUCUGCUGUAGUUGGACAAAAACGCUUGGUUGUUUUGGCCCAGUGGCUGAGGACUGUGCUACAUGCUAUAUAUGCAGAGACCAUCAACGCCCACACCAAACAAACACCCGUCAACACAAUACGAGCCAGCAAACAACAAAACCAGCACAGCCACUGCGACACUGGCGGCUUUUGGGAACAACCGCUUUUCUCUGUUUGUUCGUCCGCUAUAUGUCCUAGAUAUGUGAAAAAUUGAGAGAAAGCAUAUAUUUAUACUUUUGUAUAGAUGAGAGAAGUGGAACCAAGACCCUAUUGGUGCGCUGUUUACACUAUUAAAACAAAAAAAGACAAAAAAAAAAAAAAAAAAAAAAAAAAGGCCAUGAGAAAAGGUUUAACAUUUUUUUUUGUACCAUUGGACUUUGUUCCCGCUUCAAUUAUGGGCAAAAAGAUGGUGCUCGGUGUCUGCCGUCCUCCGUGGAAGUGUCUACUUUUACACUGCUAACCAGAAGAGAGGAGGCGUCUCAAACUGACCGCUCUCUCUCAGGUCUUACCCAACACUUCUCGGGAGCGCAGAGCCUUUCUAAGCUUAUAUAAAGCAGUUUAUAUGAGUGUAUUAUUUCAGAGCAGUUUCUUUCUUUACUUUUCGGCGUCGCUACAAGUGGAAUUGUGAAUAGGCAAAUUUAUGUGUAGUAUUUAUGUUCUAUUUACCAAUAUUGUAUAUAAAAGUUGUUGGUGGAGAGAAGGGAUGAAAGAUGUAAUGAAAGUGUGUGUGUGUGUGUGUGUGAAAGAUUAAAAGGCUAGAAAAAUAGAGACGAUUAGAGUGGUUUUCCAAAAAUGCUGUAUUUUGGCCUGUGUUUAUGUGGAUACAUGGAAAAGACCUAAAUAUUCAGCUAAAUUCAAGGCAGAUUCCAUAUUGGGUGAAUCUCACUUAAUAUUUCCACCCCAAAAUCAAAAGGAAAAAAAAAAGAAAUUGUAUUUUGCCUUAAGGAAAUGAAGCUUGGAUUUGGGACUAUUAAGAUUUGUUUUUGCCACGAUUUUCUGGACAUUUACUCAAAUAACCUGCCUGAAUUCAGACAUUAUCAUAAUGCAUCUCUAUGUUUGUUUUGUUUGUUUUUUUCCUUAAUACGGAUUUGCAUUACUGCAAUACAGUAAAAAGUAUAUUACAGUAAACAUUAAGUGUAUUACAGUAAAAAAAUAAAUAUAUAUAAAUACAGCUUUUUAUAAUUUACAGCACAACAUUAAGUCAGAACAAUAUAUACAUCUUUGAUGUAUACAUUUUUUUUUUCCUAUAUGAGCAGUUUUAUAGAUUAAGAAAAUAAUGUCACAACGCAAAAAAGUCUUAAUUGUCAUGAAAGCAAUCUACUUUUUCUUAAAAAAUAAUUUAAUAAAUUAAUUAUAAUAAUUUUAUAAUUAUUAUUUUCUAAAUUAUUUUACAAACAAUAUAUACAUUUAGUUUUUCUUCUUUUUUCCAUGAGAUUUUGGGGUAAAAUAUGACCCAAGCAAUUUGACAAGAGUUAUGAAAUUCACUCAAUCAGUACAUCUCUUUUUAGUGGUGCAGACUUUUUAUGAUGCAAAAGCUUAUAUUUCGGUUCUCUUUAAUUAAGGAUGAUUUUUAAGUGUCUAAUUAAAUGCAUCGGUGAUUAAAAUCGAUUUUUCGAACAGGAAAGGUGCUUUUUAUCAUUUGAUCCUCCCAAAUUUUAAUUUGCAGCUCUAGAAUCAUUAGGGAUGCGUGAGGAUGAAUCCUUAGUAUGUUAAUAUCAUAACUUACUCUCAUAAACAGCCAACCCCUAUUAUACACGUACGUCCCAUCAUAUAAUCCCACAGCCUCAAUGUCAUAUAUGCAAUGCAUUACCAUUUAAUUGAAGAUGAAACAUUCAGUCCUUACAAUGACGUGAUGUCAGUUCUCUGCUCCUCCGCAGUACGAAUGUAACCCAGAAGUAACCGUCCAUAUGUAUUGUACAGGUAUUUGUUUUAUCACUGUCUUUAGUGCCAAAGGCUUCAUACUCCCUCCUGACUUCACUCUGCUACGGAUGGCAAGCUGCAUGAAUGGCAGAAUACGAAAAGCGUUUGACCUUAACUGAUUUAAUAUAGAGGAUUACGGCAAAUUUAAAUCAGAGUAUGAUUUUUUUGGGAUAGGUUGGUAAAAAAUUGGCUGGUUUUUGAAAUCGAUUGUUGAAUUAAUUUAUUUUUUUAGUGAACCCUCAAUGAAGGUCGUUUUUAUUUCCAUUGUGGCAGGCAAACUGCUUCUAGUAGAUCAAACAUUAAAGGGCUCUUAUUAGAUUUCUAAUGUAAAUGUGUUUGAAAUCUUUCUUAAAGAGCGAAUUGACUUUUUAUAUCCAAAUAUUUACUUAAAAGGUCUGUUUUUACUUUAAAACAAUCCACUAUAGCGGUCAACUUUUACACGGGUAAAUGCCAGACUAGCUUGACCAAAUCUCUCUGGAUUUUAUUUUGAAGUUAUUCCACAACAGAUUUUUACCCAUGAGUUUCGCUGUCUUAUAAUGUGAAUUAUCUCAGUAUGCGUUCUGUUUUCAGCUUCACUGCAUAUUGUUUGGCUUUAUUGCAUCACCGAUACGCUCUUGUAAAGAGGAUGAUGUCAUGAUGGUUUAGAUAUUGCAUUCUUGUACGUAUCAGCCAUUUCAUGCAAACAUUGAAAUGGCUAGCGUUCCAAACACAGACUGCAGGUUUAUUCCUAGUAAUGAAAAUGCAACAAAUGCAUGAUUUUUUUUUUUUUUUAAUUAUUAUUAUUUUUUUAAUUUAAUGCGUUUAAUGCAUUUUUUGAGGUCAUUGCCAUGCUGAAGGCUGGUGUUCGCUGGUGUUUCUCCCAUUUGAGCCAAUAACUGGUGCUAAUGUUUUGUACCUUUUAAAAAUAAACCGAACUUAACAUGGUGCAGACCCGGGCCGAGUUUUAAAAUACCUGUAUAGCUUUUUUUUAAAAAAAUGUUUGGUGCUCUCAGGUCUUGUAAAACUUGUUUUUACAGACUUGUCUUUGAGGAAAGUUGGUUAUAGAUGCAUGGAUUUUCUUUUACUCAAAUGGCAAAAUAACACCAUCGUUGUGAUUAAAGAACACUGGCAUUUAGAGUAAAGACCUGCCGUACAUCAUUUCCACAGCUUUGCUCGAUCAUCCCAGGAUUGGAACAUUUGAACAUUGUUUUGCCAUUACUCUGUACUCUGUAAACCUCUAUCACAAAUCUCUAUGCGGUUGUUCCAUUUUUGGCAAAGAAGGAAAGUCAGAAGACAGGUUUUUUGUUUGAUUUUGUUUUGCUGUAGUAUUUUUUAAAUUGGCACGCAGUUCCACUCUCCAAGGGCCUUACUGUGUAUGAGAGGUGUGUUAGCGCUAGAUUCGCUAUACUGUGCAGUAUUUGGAUGGAUCGAUGCUCGGGCCAUGUUAUCAGGCUUGCAUUGAGACAUCAGCGCUAUUUCACUUGACAGGCAGGUUGUAAGAAGCUUACUAGAGACCUGCUUUACUGCUUUUGAAGCUGUGGACUGUGUCCGGACUGAAGUUGCCAAGACUGGAGGCUGGUGGUCUUAUCAUUUCCGUUUGCUAGUUUUUUUUUUUGUGUGUGGCCCUGCGACAAUGGUGCUCCAUGACUGACUUUGAAAUUCGAAACUGAGCUACAAAUCUGGUAGAUGAUAUCGGAGAAUGAUUCUUGGGUGAAUCUCAGGAAAUUAUCUGUAACACAUCGGUGUUGUAUUUCACCCUAAAUAAAAAAAUUUGCUUAAUUGUUUUGCUAAGCCGAGUUCACCCCCACCCCCCCCCCCCAAUAAAAACUCUAGUGAAUUAGUGAACUAUCCCUUGGUCAAAGAAUAGGGUUCAUUUUUUUUUUGGAGGUGAAAUGUGACCUAGACAUGUAGUUUUUACGAUUCACCUUUUUGUGACAACAGAAAAUAUUUCAAUGAAACAAAAACUACCCAUUUCUUCAUUGUGCAAGAUUUCAGCUGCGCUGGAAAGCACUUCUUAUUUAUUGACUUUUGAAAAGCUUACAGCAGCCCUAAAAGGGCACCAUUUCGGUUUAUUUCUCAUUCUGUAUAUCAUCUCUCUCCAGUCACUCUCUGGAUUGCCUGUCCUCUGAGUCAUCUGCCGUGAUUGUAUUCUCACUAGAGCAGUGUGUUUAAAGAGCACUCUGCGUUAAGGUCUGAGAGUCUGUAAAAUCAGACUAUGAGGCCGACACACAGAAACCGCAAUCCUGUCCUAAUAGGGUUUCGGCUUUUCUAAGGUUGUGUUGAUUUGAGCUACUAUGAUUGGUCAGUUUUUGGGUUCCAUUGAUUAUGAGCUUGAUUUGGCCAGUGGUUGCCAGGUAUGUCACUGUAAGUAUUGUUUGCUGUCAGUAAAAAGCAUUGCAACAUCCCUGUAAGAUAACUGUCUUAAUUGGCAGCAGGAGCUUGUUUUGGCAGCCGUUUUUCGAUAUUAUUUGCAGUCUGUGUAUUGUAUUUAUAUGGUUUAUUUGAAGAAACCAACCUUCAAGGUGGCAACUCCAAAUGAGCCAUAUAUAUUUAUCACACUUCUCACCCCCCCCCCCUCUUUAAAUGUUAUUUAUUUAUACUGUAAAGACUGAAGUGAUCUGAAAUAUAUAACGUGUCAAGAUUUGCCGCCUCUCAUCAAUAUCUUUAUCUGUACAUUGACUGAUUGAUAUAUACAGGAUUUGAACAUGUCACUUAAGCAUUAUAUCCCUUUUCCUUCCCUGUCAUUCAGCAUAUAGUCUUAUCCAUGUAUGCGCUUUGUGUAUAAAGAAGCUGUAAAUUCAUUUUAAGGUUGUGGUGGGACUGGGAAAAAGCAUUCAGACUGGGUCGUGAAAAAAAAAAAGUGCAAUAUAUGUCUCUCAGAUGGUUCUUGGUUUCAGCUCUGGAAGCUUCAUUCGAUUUAUAUCUGUUCGUUAGGUGCUCAGGUCACAGAUAGAGUCCAUACAGUUCUCAUCCCUCUGAUUCUACGGGUGCCUGCUUGGCUCAAUUCACACUAAUGUUCCAUACAUAGCACAUUGUUUUCCUCAACUUUUUUUUUUCUUUUUGUAACAGCUAUGUUUCUUUUAGUGGUAAAAUAUUGACAUUUAAUAGUGUCCUUUUCCUUGUCUGUUUUUUUAUUUUUCUGGCAUAAUGAUUAUUUAUUGCACAUGGUUUCCAUAGUCACACAAAGGAGUUUUGUUUAAACUGGGCUGGAGUUUCUUACAAUUUUAUGGAAGCUUUUGUUGAAAUUUUGAAAGUGUGUAUUUCAUGAAUAAAUGCCUUAAAAAGAA